AGCCGCCCUCCCCGCGCUGCGCGCCUCGCUGUAAACGUUUUGGAUGCUCUAAAGACUCUGGGGUCUGUAUAUGGAAAUAGUGGGGUGCAGAGCAGAAGAAAAUACUUGUCCUUUCCGUCCCCCAGCCAUGCUUUUCCACGGGAUCUCCGGAGGCCACAUCCAAGGAAUCAUGGAGGAGAUGGAGAGGAGAUCCAAGACCGAGUCCCGCCUGGCCAAAGGGGGACAGAUGAACGGCCGAGAAACGAACAUGCCCCCAAUGAGCCCCGAGAAGCCUGCUCUGUGCGCCGGUUGCGGAGGGAAGAUCUCGGACAGAUAUUACCUGCUCGCUGUUGACAAACAAUGGCACCUCAGGUGUCUUAAGUGCUGUGAAUGUAAACUGGCCUUGGAGUCAGAGCUCACCUGCUUUGCCAAGGACGGCAGUAUUUACUGCAAGGAGGAUUACUACAGAAGGUUCUCCGUGCAGAGAUGUGCCCGCUGCCACCUUGGGAUCUCCGCCUCCGAAAUGGUGAUGAGAGCCAGGGAGUCGGUCUACCACCUGAGCUGCUUCACCUGCACCACCUGCAACAAGACUCUGACCACGGGCGACCACUUCGGCAUGAAGGACAACCUGGUUUACUGCCGGGCCCACUUCGAGUCCCUUUUGCAAGGAGAAUACCCCCCUCCGCUCAGCUACACCGAGCUGGCCGCCAAGAGCGGAGGGCUGGCCCUGCCUUACUUCAACGGCACCGGCACGGUCCAGACAGGGAGGCCCAGGAAAAAGCGCUGCCCUGCGUUAAACAUCUCCCCUAACUCCGGUUGUAACGAGAAUGAGGCAGAUCACCUGGACAGAGACCAGCAGCCUUAUCCCCCGUCCCAGAAGACAAAGCGCAUGCGCACCUCCUUCAAACACCACCAGCUUCGUACCAUGAAGUCCUACUUUGCUAUCAACCACAACCCAGAUGCCAAGGACCUCAAGCAGCUUGCCCAGAAAACAGGCCUGACCAAGAGAGUUCUGCAGGUUUGGUUUCAAAACGCAAGAGCCAAAUUCAGAAGGAACCUUUUGCGGCAGGAGAAUGGGGGUGUCGAUAAAGCUGAUGGCACCUCACUUCCGGCACCGCCCUCAGCAGACAGCGGCGCACUCACUCCACCCGGCACUGCGACCACUUUAACAGACCUGACCAAUCCCACUAUCACUGUAGUGACAUCAGUGACCUCUAACUUGGACAGCCACGAAUCCGGGAGCCCGUCACAAACUACCGUAACGAACCUUUUCGAACAUUUCAGUUGUUUUUUUUUUUUAUUUCUUACUCUUCUUCUUUAUUAUUAUUAUUAUAAUUUUUAUUAUUUUCAAGCCUUUUUUUUAAAAAAAAAAUAACAAACCCACAAAAUAUUUGGGAAAAUAAACAGCUUGAUGUGUAGCAUCUGCAGCCACUUGGCAAAUGAGUUUGAAGUAAUAUGUUGCUAUAAUAAAUGAACAUUUAUUGUUGUGAAAUUGUAUUCAAUUUUUAAAAAAAUUAAUCAAAUAACUGAAGAGAAGGUCAUGAAUCAUUCUAAUAAGUGCCUCUUAAAAUUGUAUGUUACUUAUUUCCGGAACCUUGAAAAAAAUGAUUACUACCACAAAAAAAAAAAAAAAAUUCUUUUCCCUCCUUGAUAACCAGAUAAAAAUCAGUUUUAUAGCCAAAAGAAUGCUGCUUCAGGAUUGUACGUUCACUUACAGCAUUUAAGAACCCUAAAUUGCGUUUCAUUUUUAUAAUGCAUCUAAAAGUUUUGUAUGAUUUUUUUUUUAAAUGUUGAAAAAUAAAUACAACAUGAAUUAAACUAACAAUUGGAAUAGUC
This is a messenger RNA of Opisthocomus hoazin, 1815 nucleotides long. Lineage: Eukaryota; Metazoa; Chordata; Aves; Opisthocomiformes; Opisthocomidae. The record is from RefSeq and is a predicted model, not a curated record.